GACUUCAUACGAGGUAAAAGUCAACAGAACAAUACUGAUAGCUGUCAUCACUUCAAAAAUCCGUUAAUACUCGCUUCCCUUACGAGAGAAAAUGUAAUCUUAUGACUCAUAUUGCUUUCUAUAUUUUGGAAGUAAAAAGUAUCCAGUAUCCCGUACAGAUGAAACUAGGAAUAAACUAUGUAAAGGGAUAGGAUCCUAGGAGAUUGAAGAACAGAAUUCAAGGCAUGAGAACUGGACAAGCUCAAGCCAAUCAAGUGAUAACAGAUACGAAGAUACGUAAGGUCGUUUAAUAUCUUCAAGGCGGGAGUUAGUUUUGAAAUAACGACCACACAUUCGAAGUUGAUCAAAAUACGCCAAGGGUGUUCAAAUACUCAUGCUCAAAUACUUGACGUCCUAGACUUUGAUUGCGUACUGUUUGAAGUGAAGAGUACAGUUUGAUUCAAAGGCGAAGAUUGGAGGAACAUUGAAUGUUUCAAAAAAAUUGAGUUACUUGGUUGUGAAGUUUGGAGCGGUCGUGAAGGAUGUCUACAUCAAUGCAUUAUGCUGCGCUCUCUGUCGGGAUAAUCGUGUUAGUCAUCCUUGUUUGUCUUGCUGUGUUUGCAAUCAUUUAUUUCAAAAAACAGAUGAUACGACAACCAAGAGAGACAUACAAACGACUUCCUUCGCAGUAUUCGUACAUCACUCCUUCUGAAACUCCUGUCUUCACAAUACCUCCAUACGUCACGCUUGAGGAGAAUGUCUUUGAAGAAGGAGACGAGAGCAGCCUUGGAAGUUUGAAAGAAGAUCUGGACGAGAAUAGGAACAGCCCAAGCGAAUCGCCUCAAGCUACUCCAACGGCAUUAGGAACCCCGCGAAUCUCUCGACCACAGCUCGUUAGGUCCAUCAGUGAGGUUCCUGGGUACACACAGGACAGGCAUAGUUAUAAAUACCGCCAAUCAUUAUCCUCAACUCGCUCUGGUGCUAUGCCCUCACACAAGAAGGCCUAUAAAAAGAGCUCUCUUUCUCCUUUCGGGAAAAUGCAAGUGUCGAUUCAUUUUGAGGCCAAUAAGAAUCUGCUUGUCGUUCAGGUGAACGGCAUGUACGACCUUCCUCAGCUUCGUACAUCCGGGGUUUCAACUCCCUACGUCAGAGUUAUUUUACUGACUGGAAAAGACGACAAAGAAACGCGUACAAAUUUUAUGAAUCUGUCGAAUAACAGGAUCUGUGUGUUUGAUAGAAUCUCGUUAGAAAAGGUUAAAGAGUCCACCUUAAAGUUUGUUGUACUGGACUACGAUCGAUUCUCACGCAGCGAAUUCAUUGCAGACGUUCUUGUACCAUUAUCUGAAAUCAAUGUCGAAGAAGGCGAAACGAUCCUUAGAAAACUGGUAUCUCAAGAAGUUCCUGAUGAGGAUGGUGAGCGAGGUCAGCUGUCGGUAUCCCUGUGUCAGGAGCCAAGGGCAGGUCGCUUAGUAGUUCACGUCAUCAAAGCCGAAAACUUACCACCUCCAAAGUCUGAAGACCACCUUGAUACUUACGUUAGAGUGACGUAUUACGUCCAGAGAAAAAUGGUGGACAAGAGAAAAACAAAAGUCGUUAAACGAACAACAUUUCCAGUUUUCAACGAAGUGUUUGUCUUUGAAAUGAAAGAGGAAGAACUAACGAACUCUAGCAUUACCUGCGAGGUCUUUCGAGGGGAUUUUAAACUCAAGGCUUAUAAAAUCGGUCUGAUUAAUCUUGGUAUUCAUUCGUUUGGGAGUGAAAUACGACACUGGAAUGAGAUGAUGUCAUCACCGCAAAAACAAGUGCUUCAGUGCCAUAAACUACAUACUUAGUACUCAAAGUAAAAUAUAUAACUUGAGAGACCAACUCCUGUCAUCAGCUAUCUGAACUUUGAUCGACGUCAGUCCAAUUUACUCAUUAAUAAGGGCGCAAUCCCCCACCCCACUGCUUACCAUUUCAUAUCUUCUUAAACAUCAUUGGUAAACAUGUUUUGGGCACGACAAUGCUAUUCCUGACAUGUUGGUUUAGCUUGAGGUCAUGCGCAAAAUGUGUACCGCUGUCAAAAGAAACUGCAUGCUCGCUUGUUUGUAUACAUUAGCAUUAAAAAUCACAUCAAUUUGGGGCCGCGAUACUUCUGUGAUAUCUCAAUAAGAUAUUUCGUUUUACUUUUUUUUUUAGCCUUGUCACCUUAACCGGACAAUCUAAACAAACUUCAUUAUCUUAUCUAUUAUCUUCUAUUGUUGAUAAAAUCUAUUGAAUAAAAUCUAUUAACUCGC
Molecule: messenger RNA, 2255 nt
Organism: Actinia tenebrosa (Australian red waratah sea anemone)
Lineage: Eukaryota; Metazoa; Cnidaria; Anthozoa; Actiniaria; Actiniidae
Product: synaptotagmin-7
Biological process (GO): calcium-ion regulated exocytosis
Cellular component (GO): exocytic vesicle; plasma membrane
Molecular function (GO): phosphatidylserine binding; calcium-dependent phospholipid binding; SNARE binding
Source: RefSeq, a predicted model, not a curated record